UCAAAGUGUGCGUUGAGAGAGUCAAAUGUUCCCAGGCAGGGGAAUCAAUCUUUUUGGCCACUUCUCAGCAGUCUCUUUCCGACCGGCGAAGUGACUGUGUUCUGUGUGUGAUAAUUUUGUGGUGUUUCACGAUCUGUCAAGCAUCUCACGGCGGGAUUUCCGUUAAUAUUGCAUUUAUUACCGCUCAACCACUUGUUCUUUUUGCAUUUUCAAUAAGCGUGCGUGCAAAUUUUAUAGCAAUGGCACGAGCUCUAACGAAAUUCACCAAGUUCCUCAAUCCCAACGUGGCCGCUCUUCCCUGUGGAGUCACUUCGGCGUCUUCGAGGCGGAACUAUGCUUCCGGUGCGAGAAUUCAGGCCUCGAAGCCUGUUGUGGAGAUGGAUGGUGAUGAAAUGACAAGGAUCAUUUGGCACUUCAUCAAGGAGAAGCUGAUCUUUCCGUAUGUGAAGAUUGAAUGCUUGUACUAUGAUCUGGGACUGCCCUAUCGUGAUCAGACCAAUGAUCAGGUCACCAUUGAUGCUGCCAAUGCCAUUCUCAAGCACAAUGUUGGCAUCAAAUGCGCCACAAUCACGCCAGAUGAGCAGAGAGUUGAGGAAUUCAAGCUGAAGAAGAUGUGGCUGAGUCCCAAUGGAACUAUCAGGAAUAUCCUUGGUGGAACUGUGUUCCGUGAGCCUAUUCUCUGCAAGAACAUUCCACGAUUGGUACCGGGCUGGACCCAACCCAUCGUCAUUGGUCGUCAUGCCCAUGGUGACCAAUACAAGGCUAAGGAUCUCGUGAUCACAGAACCUGGACGUCUGGAACUGGUCUUCACCUCAGCCAGUGGCAAAGUGACCACUGAGGAAGUGUUCAAUUUCAAGGCUGGCGGAGUAGCCUUGGGAAUGUACAAUACUGAUGAGAGUAUUCGCUCUUUCGCACACUCAUCCUUCCAGGUGGCUCUGCAGAAGAAGUGGCCCCUGUACAUGAGCACAAAGAACACCAUCCUCAAGCGCUACGAUGGACGCUUCAAGGACAUCUUCCAAGAGAUCUUUGACAAGGAAUACAAGAAACAGUUCGAUGAUGCCAAAAUCUGGUAUGAACAUCGUCUCAUCGAUGACAUGGUAGCUCAGGGACUCAAGUCUUCAGGAGGCUUUGUUUGGGCAUGCAAGAACUACGACGGUGAUGUUCAGUCUGAUGUUGUGGCUCAGGGAUAUGGAUCACUGGGCAUGAUGACUUCCGUGCUCAUGUGUCCAGAUGGAAAGACAAUUGAAUCUGAGGCUGCUCAUGGAACAGUAACACGUCACUAUCGCCAGCACCAGAAGGGACAGCCCACAUCCACCAAUCCCGUGGCUUCAAUCUUCGCCUGGACACGUGGACUUGAGCACCGUGCCAAAUUGGAUGGUACCCCAGACCUGGCUAAGUUUGCUCAGUCCCUUGAGCAGGCCUGUGUGGAUUGCAUUGAGUCUGGCAAGAUGACCAAAGAUUUGGCUGGAUGUAUUCACGGUCUGCCCAAUGUCAAGGAAGGCAUGUACUUAAACACCGAGGACUUCCUCGCUGCCAUCGCCGAGCAGCUCGAGAGGACACUGAAAAAAUAGCUCAUAUUCACCCGCUGUAAUUGAAUUUUACACUAAAAUUCACCUCGAGAUUAAUGUAAAUUUAUUGAAAAUACAUUUUUAAUUUCAUCUCCA
Messenger RNA from Phlebotomus papatasi, 1664 nucleotides. Its product is annotated as isocitrate dehydrogenase [NADP], mitochondrial-like. Gene Ontology annotation, biological process: isocitrate metabolic process. The record is from RefSeq and is a predicted model, not a curated record. Gene Ontology annotation, molecular function: NAD binding; magnesium ion binding; isocitrate dehydrogenase (NADP+) activity. Bases 240 to 1571 code for a protein of 443 amino acids. Gene Ontology annotation, cellular component: mitochondrion. NCBI's taxonomy places the organism in Eukaryota, Metazoa, Arthropoda, Insecta, Diptera, Psychodidae. The transcript has 4 exons.